AUGGCGACGAAUUCAACCUCUUUCAGCCCGGAAUACUUGGCCCAGUCCAAGACGGGAUUAGUUACAGCUUUUUAUUCGAUUCCAAUUGCACUCGAAGCAUUAAGCACAGGAUGGAGACUAUGGGCAGUGUCUUCAUCUCAAGGGCGACUUGGUUAUGAGGACUAUCUGAUGCUAUGGGCGACUUUAUGUUCUAUGGUCGAAUGUGCGUUGGGAUUGGUAUACGGACCGCCGUAUGGACUCGGACGCCAUAUACAAGCUGUUCCCGAACAUGAUGUAAAAAUGUUUCUCAAAGGCGACUACGUCUUCAGCCACUUCUACGACAUCGCCAUUGGCUUCACCAAACUCUCCGUAUUAGCCCUGUACUACCGCAUCUUCAUCACCCGCACAUUUCGAAAUCUCGUCAUCAGCACCGCCUGUUUUGUCUGCGCCUGGAUCAUCGUCAUGGAGGUUGUGCUGGGCUUUGGAUGUCGGCCCAUCCAGGCGUGGUGGGACGCAACUCGAGGGAAAUGCAUCAACAAGGAGGCCUUUACGUAUUUUACGAAUGUCACCAACAUGGCGACGGAUCUGUGGAUUUUCUCGAUGCCGAUCCCGGUGAUUCUGGGCCUUCAUGCGGCCAAGGAGCGGAGGAUAAUUCUGUGCUUCAUGUUUGGCAUUGGGGCGGCGACGUGUGCGAUUAGCGCGGCCAGACUGUCGUUUGUGUUUGGAGUUGCCUCUGCGGAUUUUACAUGGGACGAGGCUUCUCUGGGGAUCCUCUCAGCCUGGGAACCCUGCGGCGCCAUUCUCUGCGCAAAUCUCCCCCAAAUAUACCGCCAUCUGGUCAUCAUCAAGGACAAGAUCCAAAGCACCGUCAAAUCGGUGGCGCAUUCCAGGAGCGGCGCAACAGCAUCCAGCUCUGAACGGCGAGGCGGCGGGUACAAGGGGAGCUUGCAACACCACGACUGGGCGAAGAUCAACAACAGCGAUGGGCUAUCUGGAGGAACCGGAGGAGAGACUGUGACCGAGGUUGUUGCGCAGCCAACGACGAUGUCGGUCGAGUUGGGUGAGCUCAAGUCUGGAGGAAUCAUGGUGUCGAGGGCAUUUACACAGAGCAGCGCGCAUGAUUUAUUAUCAGUGGCGGAGGCGGAGCCUGGGGAUAAACCAAAAGACUGA
This is a messenger RNA of Trichoderma atroviride IMI 206040, 1149 nucleotides long. RefSeq lists its product as uncharacterized. Lineage: Eukaryota; Fungi; Ascomycota; Sordariomycetes; Hypocreales; Hypocreaceae. The record is from RefSeq and is a predicted model, not a curated record.